UAACCAACGGCGCAGUUACUACGGCGACCAGCGUAGCGUGCCGAGUGCAAGCGUAGGGUUCGGUUCCCUGGGAACAAAUUCGGCAGGAACCCAAACCGGUCAAAAAGCCCCAAAUUCAGCCCAAUCCUGGAUUCAGGGCAUCCUUGAUCCUAACUAGUCGUUUUGGUGUCUGAACUCAAAUGUCGUUGCUCUAUGACACUAAACCUUUCUUGACUAAAUUAAACUGUAAAGUCAUAAAAAAGUAACUUCACAGGAUAUCAUAGUAAGUCUGGCUAAACAGGAGGUUUGGUUUUUAGAGCAGCCUGAAAAAGAGUUACAAUAUAGCUUUAAUUUGACAUUUAAGCCUUUAAUUUUAAAAUCCUAUAUCAGAAUAUGCUCCGAUAUUACCCAGUGACAGUCUGGGAUGUGUAUAUUAUUAAAGCCAUCAAAUGUAACUCUGAUUUCCUAGUAACAAAACUGUGACAUAACUGCGACAAAAAGGUGCUGAAGUUGCUGCAUUCUGGCUGCUGUGUGUAGAGCCCUUCAUGCUCAACUCGUAUUCUUUCAGAUGUUUCGGUUCCCUGGGAACAAACUCUAAGGUUCAGCAGAAACCAGAAGCCUGUCAAACAGCCCAAAUAUUCAGCCGGAUCAGAAGGUGGAUCCUGGACUCUGUUCAUCCUGGUUCAGACUUCUGUCUGAAACACGAGUUCAGGUUCAGGAAUCUCUAGUUUUGGGUUUAGAUGGUGCCGGUUCUGGCUGAUGACCGUUUCCUCUUCUGUCCCGUCAGGUCCGUGAUGUAGCCGUAGACGAGCUUCCUUCCCGGUGAGCGUGUCUGAAGAUGGCGGACGGCGUGCGGACGCUGUACGGCGCCCUGAUGCUGGUGUCGGGCGCCGCCUGCGUCUGUGGUAACGUCCUGCUGCUGCUGCUGCUGCUCCUCAACGCCGCGCUCCGCUCCGACACGCUGAGCCUCGCGCUGAGCGCCGCCGUCAGCGACCUCGCCCUCGGGCUCGCCACCGUGCCGUUCGCGGCGUACCACAGCCUGGCGUGGCCAACGCGAGACCCCGGAGACGGCGCCGUGUGUCAGGGCAGUGGCUUCCUGUUCCUGUUGCUGCAGACGUCCUCGCUGCACUCGCUGGCGUGGACCGCCGCGGACCGGUUCUCUGAGAUCUGGUUGGCUCUGAGCCACGGCGCCGUGUGGACAGCCUGGCGGCGCCGGGGCGUGCUGCUGGCCGUGUGGGCGUUCAGCGUGGCGACUGCGGCGCUGCCGCUGCUGGGCUUCGGCGCCUACGAGUACAGCCAGCAGCGGUCUCUGUGCGGCCUGAGCUUCACGCCGGAGAACGGGAACAUGGUGGCGGCGUGGGCGGCGGUUGCCGUGGCAGCGCCGAUCCUCGCCGCGUGCGGUCUGAACGGGUACGUGGUGUACGUGGCGAGGAAGCAGGCGCGGCGGGGAACGUUCACGUGCAACGAGCUGCACUGCUACUACGUUCCCGCCAACAACUACCUGAGGAGCUCCGUCGUCAUGGUUACAACCUCAGUGUGUCUGCUUGUGUGCUGGCUGCCCUACAUCUCCGUGGGUCUGUACGAGACGUUUAGCGGCCAAGAGAGUCCGGCGGUGACCGCGGCCCUCUCCACGUGGCUGGUUCUGACCAGCGCUGCCCUCAACCCCUGGAUCACCUGUCUAACACAGACUAGAUACAGGGCAGCUGUGCGUCCGAGCAUCCGCAGGUUUAUCCAGAUGUGUCUGUGUUCUGGGACGGCUCUGGAGUCCCGCCCCCAAAUCUCUGCCCCCCACCUGGACUCAGCCAAUCGCAUCAGCAUGACGAUGACGACAGCAACACGGCCAAAAACACCAACAUGAUCAACACACACACACUACAGCUACAACGUCUGCUGGGACUGCAGAGACAAACACCAGCCGAGUCAGGGCACAAAUGGAAACUUUUACAAAGACAAUUAAAUGUAACUUGGUGUUGAAAUGAAAGCCAAUAAAGAGACAACACUGAGUUAAUACGCCUUUGAUUUGGGUUAGGGUUACAACACAGAACUACAGAUAAAGUUAAUCUAUAGAGAACUACAACACUGAUGGUGGCUACCAACCAACCCGGCACUGUCAACCAGAAGAGCUCGCAGAUGACGAUGAGUCCGUAAACAAACACACGUGCGCACACACGCGCACACACACACACACACACACACACACACACAUCAUAGUAUUAAGGUUAAGUUAGGUAUAAUAGACUAUUUUGGCUCUAAUCAGGUAUUUUAUCUGCUGAACCAGAACCAACCAACCAGAUAUAAGACAUCAUCUGUUAGUCUCAUAUGUUUAAUAUAAGUAUCUGUUAAUGUUAGGGAAUCAUUGUUUUCAAUAAACAGUUGAUUAAC
This is a messenger RNA of Perca fluviatilis (European perch), 2361 nucleotides long. Its product is annotated as adenosine receptor A2b. Gene Ontology annotation, biological process: G protein-coupled receptor signaling pathway. Gene Ontology annotation, molecular function: G protein-coupled receptor activity. Gene Ontology annotation, cellular component: membrane. The transcript is spliced from 4 exons. The record is from RefSeq and is a predicted model, not a curated record. Lineage: Eukaryota; Metazoa; Chordata; Actinopteri; Perciformes; Percidae. Bases 818 to 1837 code for a protein of 339 amino acids.